This is a messenger RNA of Erinaceus europaeus (western European hedgehog), 2137 nucleotides long. RefSeq names its product myocilin (gene MYOC). Lineage: Eukaryota; Metazoa; Chordata; Mammalia; Eulipotyphla; Erinaceidae. The record is from RefSeq and is a predicted model, not a curated record. Gene Ontology annotation, cellular component: Golgi apparatus. Gene Ontology annotation, biological process: signal transduction; osteoblast differentiation.
GACUCUGGCCAGCAUGCCAGCCAUGCAGGCCAGGGUGCCUGGUCGGUGCUGUAAGUGCCAGGACAGUCUGGAUGCACAAGGUGGACACCCUGGGUGGCCAGUGCCACUACACCUUCACUGUGGUCACCCCCCAUGAAGACAGCUGCCCUGAGAAGGGCCAGACUCUGGCAGUUGUACAGAAGCUGCAGAGGGUCAUCAGGGCCCAGAGAGUUGAUUUGGAGGCCACUAGGACCCAGCUUAGCACCCUGGAGAGCCUUCUGCAGCAAAUGACCUUGAUCCAGGAGGCUGGUCCCAGGGAUACCCCAGGGGGACUACAGGGGAUCUUGAGGAAUGAACAGGAGCACCUGGAAGCCAGAGCCAGGCAGCUGGAAGUCUCUGACCAGCCUAUCCUGGACAAGGCAACCCUGGAACAGGAGACCCAGUGGCUGGGGGCUGAGAACUAGGGCCUGGCCAGGAGGCUGGAGGGCAGCCACCUAAAGGUGGCAGAGCUGAGGAGGGACCUGUGUCCCCAGGCCAAUAGCACUUCUCAGGAUGGACCAUCAGGCUCCAGGAAAGGUAAGAGGUGGGGGACUGGAGCCCUAUCCAAAGGUGAUAUAAAGUCAUUACUCUUGAGACUACCUGCUUCACCGCUUGUGAAGCGAUUUCCCUUGUGCCACCGCCCACCCCCACAGCUUCUUUCACCAGGAUGUGGCGAGCUUGUCUGGGCAGGAGAGCCUCUCAUUCUGAGCACCGCCGAGGCCAUCCAGGGCAAGUACGUGGUAUGGAUGCGGGAUCCCCAGCCCACUGCCCCCUACACCCUGGAGACUACAUGGCAGGUAGACACAGUGGCCGACAUCCACCAGGUCUUCGAGUACCAGCUCAGCCGCCAGUUUGAGCAGGGUUUGCUCUCCAGGGUGCACAUGCUGCCCAGGCCACUGGAGAGCACCACCAUGGUGUUCCGGGAGAGCCUGUACUUCCAGGGGGCCGGGUCCCGAACCCUGAUCCAGUACCAGCUGGACAGCGGGUCAGUGAAGGCAGAGAGGGAUGUCCCAGGGGCUGGCUUCCAUGGCGAGUUCCUCUAUUCGUGGGGUGGCUACACCAACAUGGACCUGGCGGUGGACGAAGUGGGCCUCUGGGUCAUCUACAACACCUCCCUGGCCAGAGGUGCCCUGAUCUUCUCCUCCAGAUUGAACCCCGAGAACCUGGUGCUAGAGCAGACCUGGCAGACCAACAUCCGCAAAACCUUGGUGGCCAAAGCCUUCCUCAUCUGUGGCACCGUGUACAUCCUCAGCAGCUACUUGGCCACCAAUGCCACCAUCAACUUCGCCUAUGACACGAGCACAGGUAGCAGUAGGCGCCUGGCCGUGCCCUUCCAGAACUGGUACCAGUACACCAGCAUGGUGGACUACAACCCUCUGGAGAAGAAGCUCUUUGCCUGGGACAGCUUCCACAUGGUCACCUACGAUGUACAGCUGGUCACAGUGUGACGAACCAGCACUACCUGUGGGGACAGGCAGGAGGGGUUGUGUUGGGCUCCACAGAGGGAUGCUGACUGGCCAAACCCCUGCAACUGUUCCCUGACUUCCAUAGCCUAUGGAUGCGUUCACCCCCUCUGGGCCCUGUCUGAGCUGGAGGUUGAGACAACAUCUGGCUGUGAUAGAUAGUGCUUUGCUUCUGUCUGCUUUGCAGUGGACCUUUGACCCACAUGGGUGAGUGUGCUGUUAGUGGAGCGGCACAAGCUGGCAUGGUCUCUAGAGUUCGUUCAUGAGGAGACAAGGCUAUGCAUAAUCAGUCGUCCGUAGCUGCAGAGGAGUGAGUCUGGGAAGAUACUGGAUUGGUAAAGAGUCCUGGAUGUACCUUGGCCUUCACAAUGAAAAGCACUGUUUUUAAAGGUAGAGGCAGCUCCCUUGGCCUGCACUGAACAUGUGUGAGCUUGGUGCUGCCGGUCAUCACAGGAUUUCACAUAGCCUUUGUCCUGUGGAAUAAAGUGAGUCCAGUGGUCCAGGAGGUGGUGCAGUGGAUAAGGCUUUGGAAUCUCAAGCAUGAGGUCCCAAGUUUAAUUCCCGGCAGCACAUGUACCAGAGUGAUGUCUGAUUCUUUCUCUCUCUCUCUCUCUUAUCAUUUCUCAUGAAUAAAUAAAAUCUAUUUAAAAAAAAAU